Messenger RNA from Zychaea mexicana, 1077 nucleotides. Its product is annotated as protein N-terminal glutamine amidohydrolase. NCBI's taxonomy places the organism in Eukaryota, Fungi, Mucoromycota, Mucoromycetes, Mucorales, Lichtheimiaceae. Gene Ontology annotation, cellular component: cytosol; nucleus. The transcript has 8 exons. Bases 171 to 815 code for a protein of 214 amino acids. The record is from RefSeq and is a predicted model, not a curated record. Gene Ontology annotation, molecular function: protein-N-terminal glutamine amidohydrolase activity; protein-N-terminal asparagine amidohydrolase activity.
CCACAACUUAUACUAAUAUAGACUCAAAGAAAUGAGCUCCUUCCGUUCCGGGUUCCGGUUCUCCGCUUCAACUUCUUAUGGGACCUUCCUUUACUUGGUGCUUCGCUCAACCCUCUCUUUUCUUCAAACCAAUUCGCUUCAGAAAUUCAGCGCCAUAAGCGACAAUAGAAAUGGAGGAGAAAUCGACCAAAACGCACGUGGCUUUGAAAAAAGAUGAGCUCCUUUACACAUCGUGCUAUUGUGAAGAAAACGUGUACAUGAUGUGUAAAACCAUGUCCGAGCUGAAUCGAAAAGAAGAAGACCACUCAAUGCUUGAUCACUGCACUGUGGUGUUCAUAAGCAACCCAAGCAAAAGUAUACCAAUUUGGAAGCAAAAAAAUUCACCAGAUGGCCCUGUUGACUACCAUGUCAUACUUUAUUACCAUAACUAUGACACGAAAGAAUUUUACGUAUACGAUAUGGAUACUGUAUUACCCUUUCCUUGCGAUGCUACCGAAUAUGUAAUGCUAGCAUUUCAUCCCGAACUGCAAUUGCAGGAGCGAUUUAAGCGAUGCUUUCGUUUAGUGCCUGGAUCUGUGUUCUUGAGAGAAUUUGCCUCGGAUAGAAGUCAUAUGUUGGAAGAAAACGGCGAAUACAUGAAGCCUCCUCCUGAAUAUCCUGCAAUAGCAUCAACCGAUGAUGUCAUGAACCUUCCACGAUAUAUCGACAUGACAGAAAACACAGUUUCACCAGAGAAAUUUGGCGUGGUGAUUGAUGAACAACAAUUCUUUACAACUGUGCUGGCGCAUGUCCAGAUGAACGUGGCAGCAUCUUAACAAUAGUUGCGGAGAUCGCCCAAUUACAGACUGGUUACAGACAGUUGCGAGAACCCUUAUUUCUUUACUUUCUCCCUCCUUUUUUUUUUGUUUUUUUUUGCUGCUCUUCCCUCCUUGUACAUAUACACGCGAAUAACACACAGGCACAAUGGCGAAACAGGGUUCAAUGUUUCUACGGUUCCGUCAAUUCGAUGCCUAUGCAAAAACACUAGACGAUUUCCGCGUCAAGACAACGGCCGGUGCUGCUGGUAAUGCAAUAAUG